UUUCAAGCCAUGCUCCACUGUCGGCCUCUCGGGGUGGAUUUCUCUGGAGAUGUUGCCAGCUGUGAUCGUUCUCGCCUGUCUGCCUGUCCUGGCUCUUCAUUGUGCAGCUGAUUUGUGCAACUGGACUGGAAGCGGUUUUCCAGCUGGCGUUGACCGCAGGGUCGUCCUCCAGGUGCGGCUUCGCUGCACGGAAGGUCUCGUGAGCUGGGUCUACCCGGGUCAGGCUCUCAGAGUGGCGCUCGAGCCCAAUUUGUCGUCCAUCCGGUACAACAGGGUCUGCAUCCAACCGUCUCCGUCCCUCAGCGGAGCCAGCGUUUUCAUUGAGCGGGCCGGAGAGCUGGAGCUGCUGGAGACGGAGGACGGCGGGCGCACCGGGCGGCAGGUGUUUUGUUUUCGGGCGGAUGGGCCGCACAGUCCGGUCAUCUACCUACAGGCAGGUACCGGCCCGCAGAGUCCAGGAACGUGGAUCAGACGCACAGUCGGCUUCAGAUAUGAGUUGCUGCGCAACAGGAGCGUCUACGGUGGCUUGGAGCCUUCAUGCCGACCCUGCAACGACACAGAAUUGCUCAUGGCUGUUUGCAGCAGUGACUUUGUGGUUCGGGGCUACAUCAAGAAUGUCUUCCAUGACUCUAGAAGGCAGUCAUCACUAGUGGAGGUGUUGACAACAAAGGUUUACUGGCAGCGUAGUGGAAUGUUUGAGCAACAAAUGCGUCCACACAUGUCCCCUCAGUCCUGGCAUGGACACAUCCGGACACUCCUGCAGUGCCAUGUAAAGCCUGGUGACGGACAGUUCCUCUUCACAGGCUCAGAGCAUUUUGGGGAAGCUUGGUUAGGGUGCGCCCCGCGCUACAAAGACUUCCUCUCUGUCUACCACAAGGCCAGGAUGGGACGAAGGACUUCCUGCGACUUCCCUCUGGACUGAAGAGGUGUGUGGCUUUUGAAGCCAAAUGGACUCUGUAAUGGCGCUGCGGGAACCUUGUAAAGCUGUCAUGUGCCAACAAGGUGGCAUCAAGGUUCAGCAGCGGGGGCAAAACUGCUGAAGUACUGCUGAGAAACACAUGUGGAGGAGAAGAACAGCAGGGCCUCCUGAAAUGGGGCUCAGAAAGUGGCCGCCUUUGUCUGUCUCCAAUCACCGCCUUUAGUCCUGGGAGACUUACGAGGGGUUGGGUUGCUGCUCUCUUUUGAAGCUCUCCUCGCAUUAGCUGUUGUUCAUUUUGUGGUCUCUGUGCGAACGGUGCUCUAUGAUCUGAGGUGGGAGGGAAGACGAAGGUGGGCUAUUUGUCCUCACAGCUUGGCUUUGUGACUCUAGGCCCGUACACACAUAUGCCUGUAGAAGUUUAUGUUGUAUUGCCUCACAUCUGUCUGUAGUUUCAUUUGUUUCCAAACUGGCAAUAGAAUUAAAAGUUACUGAUAUUCGCACUUUUUGUUUUUAUUUUUAAUUUUCUUUUUCGUUUGUACUGUUUUCCACAUUUUGUCAAAUAACAACUUCAGUGUGUUUUAGUUCAUUUAUUGUGACACAGACCAACAUAAAGCAAUGCACGAUGAUAAAACAGGAGGUUUAGACAUGCAUGUAUAUCCAGUCCAUUCGUCAACUUUGUGGAAAUACUUUUUGCUGCAGUCCUUUUGCUCUUAUGCUUCAAUCAACUUUCCACCUCUGGUGACUGACAUUUAUUUUCCUAUUAUUCUUUCUAAAAUCACUCAAGCUCUGUCAGACAGGAUGGAGAGCAUCUCUAAACAGUGAUUUUAGUCAAAGUUUAAGUCUAAACUUUGACUAGACCAUCAUAACACAUGAACAUUUUUGAUCUAAAUAGCAUCAUCUUAUUUCUCAGCAUGUCAGCACCUCCUCCAGAGUCACCACAGGUCCAGGGUUUCUACUUGGGUUAAUGCUCUACUUAAUUGGUCUGUUGGUCUUGAUAGGAUUUCUUUUCAUUUCAAAGUAAUUUGUGAGAUGUUGAAAGCUUGGGACAUUGUUUUAUAGCCUGACUCUGUUUUAAACAUCUCCCCAAGCUUUAUACCCAACAUGACUGCUGUGUUAUUUGGUCUUUAUGAUGCUUUUAGCUCACCAUUGUACCCCAACAAACCUCUGUAUCCUUCACACAGCAGAGUAGCAUUCACAAUGAAAUUAAAUUGCAUACAGGUGAAGUUCAUUUAGUAAUUUGGUGAUUUCUGCCUUGGAUUUUAGUUUGGGGUACCAGAAUGAAGGUGGUUUACAGGUUUAUUGCUGCAAUGUGAGAAAAUGUGUAAAAUAUAUCAAAAUAUUAAUACUUUUUAAAGUCUUGUAUGUUUAUACAGUGUGUUCUUUUUUUACAUGUUAGAUGAAUAUAGUUUAAUUCUUUCCUGAGGAAAGAAAUAAUAAUUAAAAAGGUACUUUAAUGUGUUCAAUUUGUAACUUUUUACUGCUAUCUUUAAUUAAACCACCUA
This is a messenger RNA of Poecilia latipinna (sailfin molly), 2421 nucleotides long. RefSeq names its product meteorin-like protein. The record is from RefSeq and is a predicted model, not a curated record. Bases 50 to 922 code for a protein of 290 amino acids. NCBI's taxonomy places the organism in Eukaryota, Metazoa, Chordata, Actinopteri, Cyprinodontiformes, Poeciliidae. The transcript has 4 exons. Gene Ontology annotation, molecular function: hormone activity.